UUUGAGAGGGGAAAUUUGAGCUGAGGCCGACGAGCUGCUUAGUGCUCGUCUUCCUAGUUCUCACCUGAUCAAUUAGCGGCUAAUUUGUUCUCCAGCUCCUCGAAAUGGCGAACCCAAUGCUUCGAACUUGGCUUCUCUGGUGGAGAAAGUGGGGGAAGAAGGAUUGGGCCAUCGCCGCCGUCGGUUUCGCGGCCGUACUCUUCACGUUCACCCUACUGAUCGAAUCGGGAACAGAGGAUCCAUCGGCGAUUGGCAACCGGCCACUCGAUCUGCCCAUUAGCGCCGACGAUCCAGUGGAAUUGACAUUGCUGCGGAAUGCCAAGGAUAGAGGCGCAUUUUGUUUGGACGGGAGCUUGCCGGGUUACCACUUCGAGAAGGGUUUCGGGUCCGGAUCCAACAAGUGGGUGAUUCAUAUUGAAGGUGGAGGUUGGUGCAAUACAAUCGAGUCGUGUUCGUAUCGUUCCAGAACGGCAUUGGGUUCCUCCAAGUUCAUGGACCGCCAAGUCAUCUUCGCCGGAAUGUUAAGCCGUGACCCCUCCCAAAACCCUGACUUUUACAACUGGAACAGGAUCAAGAUUCGGUAUUGCGAUGGUGCAUCUCUGGCUGGUCACCCUGAAAGCGAGUUCAAGAAUGGAACGAAACUCUUUUUUAGAGGACAGCUCAUUUGGGAAGCCAUUAUGGAUGAACUCUUAUCAAUGGGAAUGGCCAAGGCUAAGCAGGCUUUUCUUACAGGAUGCUCUGCUGGAGGAUUGGCAACUCUGAUCCAUUGUGAUGACUUCCGCCAGCUUUUGCCGAAGUACACGACUGUGAAGUGCCUUGCUGAUGCAGGUUUUUUCCUCGAUGAGAAGGACGUUGGUGGACAUUACACCAUGAGAUCUUUCUAUCAAGACGUUUUGCUCCUUCAGGGUGUGGACAAAAGUUUGCACAAGAACUGUGUAUCCAAGACCGACCCAUCUCAGUGCUUAUUUCCUCAAGAAAUCAUUAAAAACACGAGGACACCGAUUUUCCUUGUCCACCCUGGUUAUGAUUUUUGGCAGAUACGGAACAUUUUGGUUCCGGAUGUAUCAGAUCCUAGCGGACAUUGGCGGAAAUGCAGACAGGGUCUUCAGUACUGUAAUUCCACCCAGAUUGAAAUACUACAAGGUUUCCGAACAUCGCUCCUGAAUGCGUUGGAUGAAUUCAAGCAAAACAAGGAAGGCGGAUACUUCAUAAAUUCGUGCUUCAUCCAUUGCCAAACGUGGUUUUCUCCUACGUGGCAUUCAUCCUCUUCUCCAAGAAUCAACAAUAAGACGAUUGCAGAAUCAGUUGGCGAUUGGUACUUUGACCGACAAGAAGUGAAGCAAAUCGACUGCCCUUAUCCCUGCAACCCUACUUGCCACAACAUGGAUUUCGCUCAACAUUGACCUUAUAAGUCCCAUGAUGGCAUUAAACUUCCUGUUUAUUUGUACAAUGUUUGACAGUUCCAGCUCUAUUCUCUCUAUGCCAAUAGACUUGUACAUUUAUACUCUUUCUAUACAAUUCUAGACUGAACGAACUGUCUUCUAGUGUUAAUACAAGUGGCACAGAUUGCUUGCAUAGGCUGCAAUCCACAUGCUGAUUGAUGCCUAUUGUUGCAAUCAAGCCCUACAACCCUGCUAAAGUAAUUACAAGCUACACACAAC
This is a messenger RNA of Linum tenue, 1661 nucleotides long. The record is from the annotation of a GenBank genome assembly. NCBI's taxonomy places the organism in Eukaryota, Viridiplantae, Streptophyta, Magnoliopsida, Malpighiales, Linaceae.